This is a messenger RNA of Vitis vinifera (wine grape), 5303 nucleotides long. Its product is annotated as probable serine/threonine-protein kinase SIS8. NCBI's taxonomy places the organism in Eukaryota, Viridiplantae, Streptophyta, Magnoliopsida, Vitales, Vitaceae. The coding region runs from base 1043 to 4129 and encodes 1028 amino acids. Gene Ontology annotation, molecular function: ATP binding; protein kinase activity. The record is from RefSeq and is a predicted model, not a curated record. Gene Ontology annotation, biological process: protein phosphorylation. The transcript has 14 exons.
AUGUUGUUGAGAAGGCAAGAAUAGAUCUUUAAGUAGCAAAAAAUAAUCCAUGGUGUGUUGUUGAAAGGAAAAACCAGUUACAGGUGAUUGUUUCUGCUUGAGGAAAAAUUUAAUACGUUCAAAUUAGGAAGUUAUGUGCAAGUGAGGAGAAGAGGGCAUUGAAUUCAACACCAACAGGCAACAACAAAACAAAAGAAAAAAAAAAUGAAAAAUCGAGAGUGGCUUGAAAUAGCAAAAGUGGAGUUGAAAAUAGGGAUACAGCCAAGUGGUUCAUUCAAUAUUCCAUGUAUGUGCAGUUCACCACAAAUUUCCAACUCCUGCCACGCUUGGGAGUUUGGGAUUCCCAGAAGAGAGAGAAAGAGUUGGUUCUGUUUCCCACCAAUUUAACCUUUUUCUGGGACCGUGAAAUCCUUUGCGCCUCAACUCAAGUGGGUCAUCUUCAGGUCCAACUCCCACUUGCUGGUCUUUGCUGGCUGUGCUGUGCUUGGGUUAGCUUCCCCCUUUUUUUUUUUUUUUUUCCCAAAACUCUUUCUCCAUGUUCUUCCUCUCUAUCUCUAAUGAAAGAUCCACUUCCCUCAGUCUGGGUAUUGAUUUAAUCUUAUUAAUCUGCUUGUUUAAGGUAGAAAGGAUCAAUUUUUUCUUCUUUUGGUUAUAUAUGUUUUUUGUUUGUUUUUUAUUUUAAUUAUUUUGUUUCCUACUCUAUCGUAUUGUUGUGUUCAAGGUUGGGUGUUUGUUGUAUAGUAGAAGGGAGGGUGUUUUCUUUUUCAAUCUGGGCAUCAGGGUCUUCUUGAUAUUGGGCAGGCUUUACUGGGUUUUGCUUGAAAUGGUGAUUGCGGCGCUUGGAUUUGUUGGGUUGGCUUGGGGUCUACUGUGGGGUGCAGGGGAUAUUGGGCAAAGGGGCUUUUUCGGGUUAUUUUGAACUUUUCCUUUUAGUGGUGAUUUGGUGAUUGAGAUUUCAUGUUUGGUCCAAGACAAUGGAGAUGUUUAUGGCCAGAUUUUUAUACCUUUAGCGUUGAAUACUGUAUUAGCUUAGUGAGACAAUAUGAAGAACAUUCUGAAGAAGCUCCAUAUUGUGUCGAAUCAAACCGAAGACGUUGAAGGGUCUACUUCAUCAAGGGGAAGCAAGACUCAUGAUGGGUCAUCCCCAGAUAGGCUUUUGCAUUCUCGGCCCCAUCAUAAUUCCGAGCAUAAACCCUUUUCGGGUCUUUCGAAUUGGUUGAAUUCAGUUGCUAAUAGACAUAGCCCCAGUCCCCCAUUAUCUUCAAAUGUCACAAGAGUAGAGAGAUCAGAACCAUCUGAUUCCAUGAGCAGUUGCGGUUUGGACGUCGUUUCAGAUGCAGUGAGGCGUGACUCAGGGUCUAGCAAUUCAAGGGAUCCGGAUAUAGAGGAGGAGUAUCAGAUACAAUUGGCCUUGGAGUUGAGUGCGAGGGAGGAUCCUGAAGCAGUUCAGAUUGAAGCCGUUAAGCAGAUCAGUUUGGGCUCUUGUGCUCCAGAAAAUACUCCAGCAGAAAUUGUUGCUUAUCGAUACUGGAAUUACAAUGCUCUUAGCUAUGAUGACAAGAUCUUGGAUGGUUUUUACGACCUGUAUGGAAUUUUGAUGGAGUCCACCUCACAAAAGAUGCCUUCCCUUGUUGAUCUACAAGGAACACCAUUAUCAGAUUGUGUCACCUGGGAAGCAGUUUUGGUCAAUAGAGCUGCUGAUGCUAACCUGUUAAAACUUGAACAGGAGGCCCUGGUCAUGGCCGUCAAGUCAAGGUCGGAAUCUCCAGUUUUUGUAGGUAGUGAUUUGGUGCAAAGGCUUGCUGCUUUAGUUGCUGCGAAUAUGGGUGGACCAGUUGGGGAUCCAGUCAACAUGUCAAGAGCGUGGCAAAGUCUCAGUUACAGUUUGAAAGCAACCCUUGGGAGCAUGGUUUUGCCUCUUGGUUCUCUGACAAUUGGAUUGGCUCGCCAUCGGGCAUUGUUGUUCAAGGUUUUGGCUGAUAGUGUGGGCAUCCCAUGCCGAUUAGUGAAAGGACAGCAAUAUACAGGUUCUGAUGAUGUGGCAAUGAACUUCGUGAAGAUUGAAGAUGGAAGGGAGUACAUUGUUGAUCUAAUGGCAGAUCCUGGAACACUUAUUCCAUCUGAUGCAGCAGGAUCGCAUAUAGAAUAUGAUGAUUCUAUCUUUUCGGCCAGUACUUUGUCUAGAGAGAUAGACUCCUCAUAUAUAGCCUCUUCUAGCAGUGGGGUUGUGAGGCCAUAUCUGUCAGCUGUUGGAAAUGAAUCUGAUGACAGAGGGGAACUUACGGCUUGUGCAAAUCUACCCAGGCCAAGUAAAGAUAGUUUGAAUGCAGAGCAGACUCUGCUUCGGGCACUUCCCAGCAGGCCUAGCCAUCCGUACAUGCAUGGAAGAUCUCCCUCCUGGACAGAAGGUGUAAGCUCUCCAGCGGUGCGUAGAAUGAAAGUGAAGGAUGUUUCACAAUAUAUGAUUGAUGCUGCCAAAGAAAAUCCACAGUUGGCCCAGAAACUUCAUGAUGUGUUACUUGAAAGUGGUGUUGUUGCUCCUCCAAACCUAUUCACUGAAAUUUAUCCCGAGCAUAUAGAUGUGUCAAUAGUUGAGGCCAAGUCCCCAACUGAAGAUAAAGAUGAAAAUGAAAAGAGACCAGUAAUCCGGAAAAUUAAAGAUCAAGAUGACCUUGGUCCGAUUGGCUUUUUGCCACCUCUGCCUUAUCAUGGGAUGCAACCUAGAGUAAGUCCUUGUGUACAGCCAGAUCUUAAGCCUGUGGAAGGUUUAGGGUUUAACAAUCUGCUAGAUUUUAAAGAAGUAACUGGGCAGUCUGUUUCAUCACAAUCAGAGGUGAAUCCUGUGAAAUAUGUGAAGAAUGUUCCUGUUGCUGCUGCUGCAGCGGCAGCAGCAGUUGUUGCAUCUUCAAUGGUUGUUGCUGCAGCAAAGUCAACUGCUGACCCAAACCUUGAACUUCCUGUGGCGGCUGCUGCCACUGCUGCUGCAGCAGUCGUAGCAACAACUGCAGCUGUUGGUAAGCAGUAUGAGAACUUGGAAACUGGUGUUCAUUCUCCAAGUGGUGCUGCUGAGUGCUUUAACCAAACGGAUGGCAUGCAAAGUGGGGGAGAUGCAGAUGGUGCUGGUUAUGAGCCUCAUGGUAGUGGUAACCGGGAGCAUGAUGCUUCUGGGACAAAUCCUGAAGGAGAGAGAACAUCGGAUAGAUCUGCGGAUAGCACAAAAUCAGAUGUGGCACUUGAUGAUGUUGCAGACUGUGAGAUCCCAUGGGAUGAAAUCGCCUUGGGUGAGCGUAUCGGACUUGGAUCGUAUGGGGAGGUAUAUCGUGGAGACUGGCAUGGCACUGAAGUUGCUGUUAAGAAGUUCCUGGACCAAGAUAUUUCUGGUGAAUCACUUGACGAAUUCAGAAGUGAGGUGCGGAUCAUGAAAAGACUAAGGCAUCCCAAUGUUGUUCUCUUCAUGGGAGCGGUAACUCGUGUCCCAAAUCUUUCAAUUGUUACAGAAUUUCUUCCCAGAGGUAGUUUGUAUAGACUAAUUCACCGGCCUAACAAUCAAUUAGAUGAAAGGAGGCGUUUGAGGAUGGCCCUUGAUGCUGCUCGGGGAAUGAAUUAUUUGCAUAAUUGCACUCCAGUAAUAGUUCAUCGUGAUUUGAAGUCUCCAAACCUUCUUGUCGAUAAGAAUUGGGUUGUGAAGGUAUGCGACUUUGGCUUAUCACGAAUGAAGCAUAGUACUUUUCUUUCUUCCAGGUCAACUGCAGGGACGUUCACUGCAAUCUACGACAAAAAGAUAGAUGCAAACUUACAUAGAGUUUUCCUUCUGAUGGGCGAAUUCUUCAGGAUUGACAUUUCAGGGGCCAAGUUCAAUGCCUUUUCCUUUAAAGCUGAGGCUGAGUGGAUGGCUCCGGAAGUACUAAGAAAUGAGCCUUCAGAUGAAAAGUGUGAUGUUUUCAGCUUUGGGGUCAUAUUAUGGGAACUCUCUACAUUACAACAACCAUGGGGAGGAAUGAACCCAAUGCAAGUUGUUGGUGCUGUUGGAUUCCAGCAUCGCCGUCUUGACAUUCCAGAUGAUAUGGAUCCUGUUGUGGCAGAUAUUAUUAGGAGAUGCUGGCACACGCAGAAGUUUUUUGAAAACUGAAGGUCAUAUUGGUCCGGGCCCAGAUUGGAUCAAAACUGUUUGACCUGAGUUCACCAUCCAUUAUGCUGGAUUAUGUAUAUUUUAUUUAUUUAUUUAUUUGAUAAAAUGAUGAAAGAUUUAUAUAAAAAUCUGAGAGAAACAGAAACACCAGAAUCCAAUGGUUAAGCUGUGUUUGCCUACCAGUUUACAUUGGUUAGAACUUGAUUAAGCAACUUGUGGAUGACUGGUCUGUGUUUGAAUAGUUCCUCUCAAGUUAGUUCAGCUAGUGUUGAAUCCUACAUAACAUGGUAAAGGUAUAGCUAGCUUGGCCUUGUUCAGUCUUUGUUUAUCUUAGUUCUUUGUUCCAUUCUGAUCUCUAUAGAAUUGUUGCCCCUGAAAAUCUUCUGUCAGAUCCAAUCAAUCUGUUGCAUUGAACUACUGUUGGAAGUGUACCACCAAGCCACCCAGAUCCUUUUCUGUUCAAUCUGCAAACACAAGCCCAAAUCCUACACAUAAAAGAUCUGUAAACAAUAAUCCCAGCUAUAUGUGUGUGUGUAUACAUAUAUAUUUUGCAUGCUUUUGUAGUGAAUGCAUCGUGGUGGAAAAUUUCUCUGUUUAUUUUGAUCUUGCAGUGUAUACAGUAUGUUUAUGGAUGUAUUUACAUUCAUGGUUAAGCAUAUAAAGUUAUAGGUUUCUAACAUCUUAGUCAUAUAAACUUACUGUUUUCUAACAUCUUACCUGUUUUUACAUUUUAGAAAUCCAAAAAUGAGGCCUACAUUUGCUGAAAUCAUGGCUACUCUGAAACCAUUGCAAAAGCCUAUAACCAGUUCACAAGUGCCUAGACCUAGUGCAGCAAUAAGCAGUGGUCAGGAGAGGGUUCAACCAUCACGAGCUGCAGAAGAACCAGCAGAAUAAAACAGGCAAGUUCAGAACCAAACUGAAUACUGGCUCACUGGAAUGCCAAGAAGUGGAGGCAGGUCCUGGGUAAUUUGGAACAAAUGUAAGAAAGACUGAUUGAAGACCCUGAGCCAACAUAUACUUCAAUUUGAGAUUAUUGUGAUUCUUUUUCUUCUUCACUUUUUUUUCUUUGUAUUCGUGGGUUGGUGGUGCAGCCGCCCACGAGUAUGUGUAUUUGUUUGUAAAAAUUCAUUUGCAUUUGUUGUAAUCAAGGUUUGAAUUUUGUGUUUUUGUUUGA